AUGUCUAUUAUGAGCUAUACUGGCGGCACUAUUCUGGCAAUGGCCGGGAACGACUGUGUUUGUAUUGCUUCUGAUUUACGACUUGGUGAACAGAUGACCACAAUUGCAACGAAUAUGAAAAAAGUGCAUAAAUUGGGCGAGAAAGUUUAUAUCGGUUUGGGUGGAUUUCAUUCGGAUGCUAAAACAGUUCUUGACAAAAUAACUUUCCGGAAAAAUCUAUACGAAUUAAGGGAGAACCGGAAAAUAAAACCUGAGGUGGCAGCUGUAAUGGUAUCGAAUCUGCUGUAUCAGUAUCGAUUUGGUGGUUAUUUCACGGAACCAUUGAUUGCAGGCCUGGACCCGACGACUAAUAAACCGUACAUUUGUGCCAUGGAUACUAUAGGUUGCAUCUCUGCCCCUAAUGACUUUGUCGCCGUAGGAACGGGAACUGAAUAUUUGUUAGGCGUCUGCGAAGGAUUCUGGAAAGAAGGUAUGAGUUCUGAUGAGUUAUUCGAAGCAACAGCACAAUCAAUGUUAUCUGCAAUGGAACGUGAUGCCGCUUCCGGUUGGGGUGUGAUCGUUUAUACAAUAACUAAAGAUAAAGUUAAUGUAAAAACCAUCAAAGCUAGAAUGGAUUAA
Molecule: messenger RNA, 618 nt
Organism: Acanthocheilonema viteae
Lineage: Eukaryota; Metazoa; Nematoda; Chromadorea; Rhabditida; Onchocercidae
Source: the annotation of a GenBank genome assembly